AUGGCUCGCAUUCCCGCAACCCUCCCGCCACCUUAUACGACGACUGGCACGCGGGCCGCUUCGCUGAGAACCAAUGCCUCCGACUUCAGCACCACGGCCGAAAUCCUCGUCGGCCCCGAUCGCACGCGCUACCUCAUCCACACCUCCCUCCUGACCAAGCAAUCUCCUUACUUCCGCGCCGCCCUCACCUCCUCCUUCCUCGAAGCAUCUACGCAAUCCAUCUCCCUCCCGGACAUCCACCCAGAAACCUUCACCCUCCUCGUCGAGUGGCUCUACAACGCGACCCUCAAACCACUCCCCUUCAAAGAAGACAAGCCAGCCUAUUACACCCUGCUACACUUGUACAUCCUCGCGGACCGGCUGUGCUUCGAGGGCCUGCGCAACCACAUUGUCGACGCGAUAUCCGACCUCGCGGAGUCGACGAACUCGGUGCUGACGCCGAGCGAUACGCGAUUGCUAUACGAAGGCGUGCGGGAGGAUGCGAAGAUACGGGAGCUUGUGCUCGACCUGUUCGCGUUCAAGAAGACGGACAAGCUGAUCGAUACGCAUCCGGAUCGCUGGCACGCAGGCUUUCUCCGCGACCUCAUCGUGCGGCUAAAGCGGCCCUGCAAGCAGGCCAUGCAGCGCCACACCCAGCGUAUGUGGCUGCCCAAGAGCUGGGAGUCGACGCGCGCGUGCGACAACUGCCGCGUUAUCCUGCCACCGCUACAGGGCGCGAUCGCGUGCGACGAAUGCUGUUGCGCGUGGUGCAUACCGUGUGCCGGGGAGGGCGUUGCGGUGGCGAGUUGGGAGGAUGGGCGGCCGUCGAUGAGCUACGGCGCGGAGGCGGGGAAGAAGGCGUAUGGGGCGCCGAGGAAGUGGGAGAGUUGUAGGCCGUGGAAGGGGAGUCGGUGUAUGGUUUAUCAUGAGCAUCGCGAGACGGAGGCGUGUUGGGAGGUGUUUAUGGGGAGGUGA
Molecule: messenger RNA, 954 nt
Organism: Trematosphaeria pertusa
Lineage: Eukaryota; Fungi; Ascomycota; Dothideomycetes; Pleosporales; Trematosphaeriaceae
Exons: 2
Coding region: 1-954 (317 amino acids)
Molecular function (GO): protein binding
Source: RefSeq, a predicted model, not a curated record